AUGUCCGAUCCUUUGCCGGCAUUUGAAACCCUAAAACCCAUAAACAGUGAUGAAGAGAUGUUAUUACUCGUUAUGAAACAAAGUCCGCAACGUGAUGAAAUAGAACAAACGGAACGUGUACCAUGUGCCCGAACUAAUGCUAUGGAUAAUUUACAUGAUGUCACCUUCUUCCCCUUCGAAGCUCCCGAAGAUGCUCUACGUGGCUUGCUGACCCGAUGGAAUCUUCUGCAUUUGUUUGACAACCUAAAAAAUGAAAAUAUGACUGUCGAUGUUUUGAAAAUUCUGAACACCGAAGAACUUAAAGAGCUCACCCAAUCCUGGAAAAUGGGUGAUCGAGUGCUGUUCAAUUAUCAUUUUGAAAAAUGGCGGGAAGAAAUCAAUCUACCCAUUAACGUGCGUAAAACCACCAACAGUCCUCUUCCAGAACAACUAACAAGUUCCAUGAUCAGUCAUGAAAAUCCCGAUUUUCUAACAAUUCACAUGCCUUCGUCGUUAAAUAAUUUAACACCCCACUCGACGGGAUCUGCAUCGCCCAGUAAUCGCUCGCUGCACUCAGUGGAUAUAUCCCCAGAGCUAAUGGAUAAACAGAAAAUCACUGUGGCGGAAAUACUCUCCAGUCAUCGUAAUGGUCAUCGCAUUAUGGAGGCCUAUAAGAAAAAUAAGCGACUGAAUGAGGAACAGCGUAAUUUGAUUAUCACCAUGAUUGGCAGCUAUUUCGACCAGCGUAGCUAUCACAUGUCCCUGCAGACCAGUUAUCGUCUGGAAAAAGAAAUCUUGGCAAUGUUUCCCACGGAGAAGGUGGAAUUUUAUCGCACCGAAAGGAGAGGUAGAAUAUAUACGAAAUAUCAAAAUAUAAAGAAAUCAACGCGAGUGUUUUCGGAUGAUGAGAGUGGAGAGGGUGGUGGUUUGGGUCCAAAAUCCCCAAAAAUCCAAAAAGUUGGUAAGUAA
Molecule: messenger RNA, 948 nt
Organism: Musca vetustissima
Lineage: Eukaryota; Metazoa; Arthropoda; Insecta; Diptera; Muscidae
Exons: 3
Coding region: 1-948 (315 amino acids)
Source: RefSeq, a predicted model, not a curated record